Molecule: messenger RNA, 942 nt
Organism: Pelecanus crispus (Dalmatian pelican)
Lineage: Eukaryota; Metazoa; Chordata; Aves; Pelecaniformes; Pelecanidae
Source: RefSeq, a predicted model, not a curated record
AUGGAAGAUACAUCGGGUAGUUGCUUUGAAGUCGUUACAACGGAGAGGUCAGGUGCAGAGCAGCCACCUGCAUCCUUGGAAAGAAGAGCAGUCGGAGAGGGCAAGAAUGGGGACCUGGCAGAGAAGCCUCUGCUUCCAGAAGCUACAAGCACUGUACAGUUAGAGGGCUGUGAGCAGCAGUCUUCUCUGGAGCAGUCAGCUCUGAAGGAACAGGAGCAGUCAAGUUCAGCACAGUGGGAAUUACCCAGCAAAGGACUAGGCGAGCAAGAAGUGAUCACAAAUAACGAGCAAGACGUAUUUGAGCCAGGUGCCCCAUUCAGCGCAUCAUCUGAGAGCACAUCACCUGUUACCAAUGAGAAUUUCUCUACUUUACUUGAAUUAAGAAAUUCAGAAAGGGAAGAACAAACAUCUCAAAACUUAGUGCUAUCAGAAAAUACUGCAAGUGGGACAGUAGCAGGAAGCAUGAUUGAGGAUGGUAAAGCUCUUAAGAGGACUAGGGCUAACUAUGAUGAGACUGUCGAGUCUGAGAAGUUAUGUCUUGGUCAGGAACAUUUUCCUGAGAAAGCAGUUCAACAGGAUUACCACAUGCCUGAUGUCAUAACUGUCAGAGUACAAACAGAUACUGAUUCAUUCCAAGAUGUAGUUGUAAAAAUUGAAAGACCUACCUGUCAUAAACCAUUUCUGGGUGGAUUUAAGAACAGGAUAACAGGAGUGGAAUUUCAUAACGCAGGAUCACAAACGGUACCCAAAAAACGACCUGACAAAGGAAUGCACUUUUUUCCCCAGACCGUUUUUGAAAAAAAUAAGCCACAACAAACAAAAAAUACAACAUCAACACAGAUGACAAAAAUUGGUUUGUAUGUGUCAAACAUGACUGACAAACUAGUAACUCCUGGAAAGUAUCUUACAGCGGAUGAAUACCAUAAACGUAGACUUGAAGCA